ACGUCAAUGUUCCAUCCUAUGGCUAGUGUGUAUAUAUAAGCGCUUCAAUGUCCGCCUAUAUAGGAUUUCAGGGCAAUGUCGUCUCUUAGCCGCAGUUGUGACCAGGCCGCUGACAUGGCGACACACUGACAGCCGAAACACGGAGGAGCCCGAGGACAACGCCGCGAUGGCGGGCACCUUUGGCCGCAAAGGCUGCCAGCAAGUUCGCGGUCCGCAGCUGAGACAUAUUCUGGAGGCCAAGGAGUUCUUCCUCUUCGACUGCGACGGGGUCAUGUGGCACGGCGAGAAGGCCAUCCCGGGCGCCACCACCGUGGUCCAGUCGCUCAUGAGGCGGGGCAAACACGUCGUGUUCGUCACCAACAAUUCCACCCGGCCGCGCGACAAAUACGUCCACAAGUUCUAUCGCCUGGGCUUCACCGACGUCACGCUGGAGCAGAUCUUCAGCUCGUCCUACUGCUCGGCCCUCUACCUGCGGGACGUGGUCAAGCUCCGAGGCCGGGUGUUCGUCAUCGGCUGCGACGGGCUUCGCGCCGAGCUCCAGGAGGCGGGAGUCCCCUGCGUGGAGGAGGCGGACGAGCCGGACGCUACCAUUUACAACUGCACCCUGGCCCCGGACGUGAAGGCGGUGCUGGUGGGCCACGACGACCAACUGACUUUCCUCAAGCUGGCCAAGGCGUCGUGUUUCCUAAAGGACCCGGAAUGCUUGUUCCUGGCCACCGACAACGACCCUUGGCACCCGCUGUCGAGCGGGCGGAUACUCCCAGGUUCCGGCUCCCUCAUGGCAGCCCUGGAGGUGGCCUCUGGUCGCAAGGCCACCGUGAUCGGCAAGCCCAGUCGCUUCAUGUUCGAGUGCAUCUCCAGCCAGAUCCGGGGGGUGGACCCGGCCCAGUGCCUAAUGGUGGGCGACCGCCUGGAGACGGACAUGCUGUUUGGUUCCAACUGCGGCCUGGACACCAUGCUGACCCUCACCGGGGUGUCUCAGAUGGAGGAUGCCCAUCAGUACAGAAAUAGUGAGGUGUCAUCCAAUCACAGCCUGGUACCAGACUACGUGGUGGACACCAUUGCUGACUUCUUGCCUGCUUUUGAAGAACUGGAGGAGAGCAAUUGAUCGCUUCUAUUAGAUUGCAAGUGCGGCACAAAGUCACAAACUAACUUACCAAUAAGUCCAAGCAUAUUCAGAAUUUUAAGUGUUGUGCCCAUUUGUGAUUGAAUGUUAGUUUUUUUAACUGCACUUUCUUGUUCAUGAGCUUUGUGUGUUUGGUCCUGGCUCUGGAUGAGGUGUUUUGUAAAAGCAUGACCUAAGCUACAAGGCAGAUAUGAACAGACCAAUCCUUAUCGCACAUUAUAUACUGUGACUGUAUAUAUUACAAUGAUACCCAUUCGACAGUCUGUCUCACAUCUGCGCUACAUGUGCCAAUAAUGAAAAUGUUAUUUUCUCAUAGUGGUCCAGUGUUUUAACGCCGACAUCUUACUUACUUCAACGGACCACACAGCAAUUAUUUGCAUCAGUCUAUUAAAGCAGAGGAAAUACUGUAUUCAUAUUUAUGAUGUGCAACCUGCAGUUUUGUUAGAAAGCCUGUCACAUUUGAUGAUGAAUGAUCUUAAUCACACUGUAGUGAACAUCAGUGUUAGCAUAGCGAGCAUGUUGGUAACAAUAAAUAACUGCAGUCUGU
Messenger RNA from Entelurus aequoreus (snake pipefish), 1673 nucleotides. RefSeq names its product pyridoxal (pyridoxine, vitamin B6) phosphatase (gene pdxp). Gene Ontology annotation, molecular function: phosphatase activity. The coding region runs from base 167 to 1108 and encodes 313 amino acids. Gene Ontology annotation, cellular component: cytoplasm. The record is from RefSeq and is a predicted model, not a curated record. The transcript is spliced from 2 exons. Lineage: Eukaryota; Metazoa; Chordata; Actinopteri; Syngnathiformes; Syngnathidae.